AUGGAACCACAUAACAAGACACGAGUUUCAAAAUUUCUCCUUCUGGGACUUUCAGAAGAAACAGAACUUCAGCCCCUCAUAUUUGGACUUUUCCUCUCUAUGUACCUGAUCGCUGUGUUUGGAAAUCUGCUCAUUCUUCUGGCCGUCACUUCAGACCCACGACUCCACACACCCAUGUACUUUUUUCUCUCAAACUUGUCUUUUGUAGACAUCUGUUUCACCUCCACCACCAUUCCAAAGAUGCUACAGAACAUUCAGACACAGAACAAAGUCAUAACCUAUGAAGGCUGCAUCACCCAGAUGUAUUUUUACAUACUCUUUGCAGCACUAGAUGAUUUUCACCUGGGUGUGAUGGCUUAUGACCGGUUUGUGGCCAUCUGCCACCCCCUGCACUACACAGUCAUCAUGAACCCUUGGCUCUGUGGGCUGCUGGUUCUGGUGUCCUGGAUAGUGAGUGCCACGUAUUCCGUGUUACACAGCUUAAUGGUGUUGCAAUUGUCCUUCUGCUCAGACUUGGAAAUCCCCCACUUUUUCUGUGAAACCAAACAGCUUGUCCAUCUUGCCUGCUCUGAUACCUUCCCCAAUAAUAUGGUGCUCUGUGUUGGAGCUGGAAUCCUGGGUGGUGUACCCCUGGCUGGUAUCCUUUACUCUUACUCUAAGAUAGUGUCCUCUAUGUGUAGAAUCUCAUCAGCUCAGGGGAAGUACAAAGCAUUUUCCACCUGUGCAUCUCACCUCUCAGUUGUCUCCUUAUUUUACUGCGCAGGCUUUGGAGUGUACCUUAGCUCUGCUGCUACUCACAGCUCACGCUCAAGUGUAACAGCCUCGGUGAUGUAUGCUGUGGUCACACCUAUGCUGAACCCCUUCAUCUACAGUCUGAGAAAUAAAGACAUAAAGAGUGCUCUGAAAAGAUUCUUUGGGGAGGCAACUUUUAUAAAAGGGCCAUUUGCCCUUGGACUGAGGAAUUGCUCAUAA
Messenger RNA from Hippopotamus amphibius kiboko, 972 nucleotides. RefSeq names its product olfactory receptor 7A17-like. The record is from RefSeq and is a predicted model, not a curated record. Gene Ontology annotation, biological process: G protein-coupled receptor signaling pathway. The transcript has a single exon. NCBI's taxonomy places the organism in Eukaryota, Metazoa, Chordata, Mammalia, Artiodactyla, Hippopotamidae. Bases 1 to 972 code for a protein of 323 amino acids. Gene Ontology annotation, molecular function: G protein-coupled receptor activity; olfactory receptor activity. Gene Ontology annotation, cellular component: membrane.